Lampris incognitus (smalleye Pacific opah) is the source of this 3624-nucleotide messenger RNA. It is a transcript of the gene ttf2, whose product is annotated as transcription termination factor, RNA polymerase II. The transcript has 23 exons. Bases 1 to 3579 code for a protein of 1192 amino acids. The record is from RefSeq and is a predicted model, not a curated record. Lineage: Eukaryota; Metazoa; Chordata; Actinopteri; Lampriformes; Lampridae. Gene Ontology annotation, molecular function: ATP-dependent chromatin remodeler activity; zinc ion binding; ATP binding.
AUGGAAAGAGUUUUGUGCAACACCCAUGGCAGCUUGUGCAUGUUGAAAACCGGCAUGAAAGAGGGACCGAAUAAGGGCAAAAGCUUCUAUGUUUGUACUGACAAGCGAGGUUGUGAUUUCUCCCAAGUGGCAAGCGUCCCACCAUCCCACUGCCUCCAUCAUGAAGACUCCAUGGUGGAGCUCCAAGCUCUCACCUACAAUCAGCAACAGCAGAUAUGUAGGUUGUUCUUCCGCUGUGUUGUUGGGAAGACGGCAGGCCAGAGGUGGUGUGGAAGUGUGCCCUACACUGGACCAGAGAAGGAGAAGCGGAACCCUCUUGCUGACAGACAGCUACAGCCCUCCUGUCUGCCACCAGUCCGAAACCCUUUCAAAGUUCCCAGCAAUACAGACAAGGAUUCUGGAUUGAGGAAAAUGCUAAACAGCGGAAGUGGGGAGAAUGGAAGAGACAGAAACACUGAGAGAAAAGGAGAGAAGAAGGACAGACAGAUGAGUCUGACAGAUGGACGUAAAGAGAGUCACCCAACAGGAAAUGUUGGUGGUAAAAAUGCAUUGGAGGAGGAAGCAAAGUCAAACCUGUCUGAUUCAUAUCGAGAUAAACAACAACAAACACUGGGGGUGACAAUUAAGAAGAGCGUUUCAGAUAAAAAAAUAAAUAAUCCCCAAACUGACAGGGAAAAAAAGAUAGUGGAUGAGCCAAAAGUUCCAACCAGCCACGAAGAUGGAAGCGAGGUUAAGAAUAAAAAUUCUGCCUCCAGUGUUUUAUCCAUGCAUGCUGACCAAACUCCAAAUACCUCAAAGAGUUCUCAAAGAAAUUCGCCUCAUCAAACAUCUGGCACUCUUGAAAGUACUGGGACACGUUCUGGAAAAGAUGUCAACCUGGAGGGGAAGGAGACCACGCCUGCCCUCACAACCCAAGGCACCACACACACUAUCACAAACACUAAUCAUGCCAAGAAUAUCCCUAAAUGUAACAAAUCAGCACAACCUUGCUUCUCUCAAUCCAAAGAACACCAAGAUGCACCCAAAUAUGAAAAUCAAUGCGACAAACCUUUUAUAACCCAGGAGAAGUCUAAAGAACCUAUCAUGACCACCCAGUUUAGAGAUGAUGAUGAUGAUGAUGAAGAUGAUGAUAAUAUCCAGCUGGUGUCAGUGAAGCCAGGAACUAGGAAGACUCCCUCUGUGGCUCCAGCCCAGAAGAAGACCCUUACCUCCUUCCCAGGGUUCCAGCUUGCCUCCCAGAUGAAACGUCAGCAGGAAGACCUUAAAGGGCUACACAGUCUGCUCUCUGCCCAGCUCAAACAAAAAAAGACCACUCUGUCGGUGGUAAAUGUGUCUGCGCUGCCUGAUAAAGGAGAGAGGCUGAAGACUCAAGUCAAAGAGCUGGAGGAUGCCCUGGAGUCUCUGAGCCUCACUGUAGCUUCAGAAUCUGAGUCCCAAGAUGGAGACAGUGGUGGUGGUGAUUCCAAAUCAAUGCCCAGUCAAAUGAACCCGUUCCAACAUCAGAGGUGUACCAUCUUGCUGCCUGCCCCACCAGCCCCAAGCCCUCACCAGUACCAGGCUUCAGGCAGCUCCCUGGGCCUUCAACUCAGCCAGGGGUUCACCCAGAUGUAUGGAGCAAAGUCCCAGGCCCAGACGUUCUAUGGCAGUCGGAUGACAGAAAAUCGUCUGUUAGCCAUAGAAAAUCCCACAUGUGAGGCUACCAACCAUCUCUAUCGCUCACUGGAGUCCUGCCCGGGUCCCGACACUGAGGCCCCCAACCCAAAAGGCAUCAUGGUGGACCUCCUACCCCACCAGAAGAAAGCUUUGGCCUGGCUGCUUUGGAGAGAAACCCAGGAACCAUGUGGAGGAAUUCUGGCGGAUGACAUGGGCCUGGGGAAGACCUUGACCAUGAUUGCUCUGAUCCUUGCCCAGAGGAAGAAAGAUGAGAAAAAGGAAGACAAGAUGCUGGAUAGUUGGCUGUCCAAGAACGACUGCAGCCUGGUGGGUUCUAAGGGCACUCUAAUCAUUUGCCCCGCCUCCCUGAUCCACCAUUGGAAAAAGGAGAUUGACAGACACGUCAAGAGAGGCCAGCUUAGUGUGUACCUCUACCAUGGACCCAACCGCCAAAAGAGCACGAAAGUGCUGGCUAGUCAUGAUGUGGUGGUGACCACAUACAGUUUGGUCUGCAAGGAGGUCCCCAUCCAGAAAGAGGAUGCAGAGAAGCCCAGCAAGGAUGCAGAUGAUGUGCCGUCGCACUCAAUUCCCCUUUUCCAUGUGACUUGGGCCCGUGUGGUUCUGGACGAGGCCCAUAACAUCAAGAACCCAAAGGUGCAGACCUCCAUAGCUGUGUGCCAGCUCAGAGCCCAGGCCCGCUGGGCUGUCACUGGUACACCCAUCCAGAAUAACCUGCUGGACAUGUACUCAUUACUAAAGUUUCUGCAUUGUUCUCCAUUUGAUGACUACAAACUGUGGAAGGCUCAAGUUGACAACGGCUCUAAGAGGGGAGGGGAAAGACUUAACAUACUGACCAGGAGUCUGCUGCUCCGACGUACCAAAGACCAGCUAGACUCCUCUGGAGCGCCACUGGUGUCUCUUCCUAAUCGCACCUGUGAGUUACACCAUCUAAGAUUGUCCAAGGAUGAGCAGGCCGUGUAUGAUGUCAUCUUCGCACAGUCCAGAUCUACUCUACAGAACUACUUGAGGAGACAUGAGGGAAAUGAUCUGAAAAAGGAAAACACAUCUACCGCCAAUCCCUUUGAAAGAGUCGCCACUGAAUUCGGUAUGUCCCAAGCACACAUUGCUAUGUCCUCCCAGAGACCGCAGCAGGCUACCAGCACGGUCCACAUCUUGUCAUUGCUGCUGCGCCUCAGACAAUGCUGCUCUCACCUGUCCCUGCUUAAGAAAACCCUGGACCAGUCGGAGCUGCAGGGCGAUGGGAUCAUCUUGACACUGGAGGAGCAGCUCAGCGCUCUAUCCCUCUCGUCAGGCUCCUCCUCAUCAGGCCCAGACCCCAAAGACACUGUGUCCCUCAAUGGGAGGCAAUUCACCUCACAGCUCUUCAAGGAUACCUGUGAGAGCACCAAGAUAUCUGCCAUCAUCUCAGAACUUAAUUCCAUCACACAGAAGGGUGAAGAUCAAAAAAGUGUAAUUGUGUCCCAAUGGACCAGCAUGCUCCGCAUUGUGGCGGUCCAUCUGCGUGUGAUAGGCCUGAGGUACGCAAUCAUCGAUGGGACGGUCAACCCCAAACUCCGCAUGGACCUGGUGGAAGAGUUCAACACCAACCGCAAAGGACCAAAGGUGAUGCUGGUCUCUCUUUGUGCUGGGGGUGUGGGGCUCAACCUGAUUGGAGGGAACCACCUCUUUCUCAUUGACAUGCACUGGAACCCAGCCCUGGAGGACCAGGCCUGUGAUCGCAUCUACCGAGUAGGACAACGCAAAGACGUCACUAUCCACAGGUUUGUGUGCGAGGGCACUGUGGAAGAAAAGAUUUCCACCCUGCAGAAGAAGAAGAAGGAGCUGGCCCAGAAAGUUCUCUCCGGAACCGGAGCUUCCUUCACUAAGCUCUCCCUGGCUGACCUCAGAAUCAUCUUCGGUGUUUGACGAUACUUGGGUAUUUUACCCUGCACGAAAAAACAACCUUGCUAU